Trichoderma virens Gv29-8 is the source of this 11910-nucleotide messenger RNA. RefSeq lists its product as uncharacterized. Lineage: Eukaryota; Fungi; Ascomycota; Sordariomycetes; Hypocreales; Hypocreaceae. Bases 1 to 11910 code for a protein of 3969 amino acids. The record is from RefSeq and is a predicted model, not a curated record. The transcript is spliced from 6 exons.
AUGAUCUUUUCUAUCGUUUCUGCUCUAUUGGUUUUGCCUGCGGCUUUUGCAGCUCCCACUGCUAAGGUUAAUUCUGAUACAUCCACGAACAUGUCCGAUAUCCAUAUUUCCAAGAGGUUGAACUGCGGCUACGGAAUCCCUCCCGAGGGCACCACGACACGGCCUGUUACUCCUAAUGAUAUCCAGGGACUUAUAAGCCAAAUCAAUGGUAUGGGCGGCUGGGAUACACUGGUUCCUCUCCCGCAAUGGGGUGGCACUUGGUCUUCUGAAUACGGCAGCGCAAAGAUAUGUAUUACAAACAACUAUCUGUUUGAAAAUACACACUUGAGUAUGGGGGAAGCAGCAUGGGUUGUCAACUACAUUGCCUACAAUGAGUGUGGCGUUGGAAGUAAUGGCAUUGGGAGUGAUAGUGUCCCUUUCUUUGGAGGAGAGGGAAUUUGCCACGGCGAUAGUGGUCUCGCUUUAAAUGCCCAUCUCACCCAUGCUGGUGGAAGCUGCACUGCUAUCAAAAUCAACGACCGUUUUGCCCCUCGAAACAAGCGCCCAAUGGCUCGUCCAGUCUGGCCCCGUGAACUUGGCAAAGAGGGUCUCUCCUCUGCAGAGCUUGAGCAACCACCGCAGACUGCUCCGCUCGCUGAACCCAGGGAGCGCUCUCCGUCGCCGAGACGAGAGGUCCCUGAGUCCUCACUUGUAGAUCAGUGGGCCCCUGACCUUGAAGACGAGGUUGAAGACGAGGUCGAAGACGAGAUUGAAGUCGAUCUCGAAGACACUGAGAGCGCAGCAGACAGAGACGAGUCCAUCUCGCAGAGGAACCAAGAGCCAGAAGAGGAGACUCAGCAGGAAACAACCACAGACUCGCCCUCUGUUCACCGAGAGGACAGUCCACCAGAAACACAACCACCUAAUACAACAACUACACACACACCAGUCACCAUGGCGAACCCCGCGCUGCCCAUCCUGCACGUGGUGUACGCCGGGCGCGGCGACGCCAUGUACGUCCAGUUCGAGACGGCCAACAACCAGCAGCAGAAGCUCUACGCCAUGGACGGCGGGCCCGCGGGCGCGGGAGGCACAGGCGGCGGCGGCGGCCUGCCCCGUCCGUACUCGCGCUUCUACCGGUCCGCGGCGCGGGACAUUUGGCACGACAAGAUGGACCACCCGACGACCGACGCCAUCGAGUUGCACGCCGUCGUCAACUCCCACCUGCACGCGGACCACAACGAGGGCUUGUGGAAGCUGCUCCGGCUGGGGCAGGCGUACGUCCGGAUCGAGGCGAACAACGGCUUCAUCUUCCCGGCGUUCGAGGAGAAGGGCGGGAACAAGCACGUGUCGACGCUGUGGUACAAGCUGUGCGAGCCGGGCAACCCAAACAACGUGACGCCGGAGUUGAGGCUGGCGGGGGACGGGCAGGUGGCCUGGCAGAGGGGCAACUUUGAGGGCGGCACCAUCGAGUUCCCGCCGCUGCAUGCCAACGGCGACGAGACGAUCCUGUGCGUGAGGCAUCUCGCGCCUGUGGCGAACCAAGUCGGCGUAUUAACGCCGGACAUGACGUGGGCGGAUCUCUGGUCGCCCAUCUACGCCGUCAAGGAAUGGGUCCUCGAGAGGAAGCUACAGUACCACAUGAACCGGUCUGAGAAGGACAAUCUCAAUUUCUCGAGUCUGCUCAUCCAUGUGCCCAUCCAGCGCCUUCGGACGGCGGCGGCGGGGAGUGGCAUCUACCUGACGGGUGACAACAACGGCAACGUCAUCAACUACUGGAUGAACGGCGGCGUCUACCCUCCGACGAACGUCCGGCACUUCUCCAUCUACAAGAUCUCGCACCACGGUAGCAGGGAGGACAGCGAGAUCACGCCCGCAGCGGGACAGCCAGGUGACUUUACGGCGGCGAUCAUGAACGUGGUUAAGGAGACGUGUCUUAUGAUGACGCUUAUCGCAACGAACAAGAAGGCCCGGGAGGACCCCAAUCACGCAAACCACGCAAAUCAGCUGCUCCUGACGCCCGAAGCGCACACCCAGAUGGGUCGCGAGCACGGCUUGGCCGGCCUUAAGCACCUCCGGAUAAAGUACAACCUCCAUGUCAAGAUCCAGGACGCCGGCCUGCAGGCCGUCGAGGCGGCCCUGGUGGAGCGCCACCUGAAGUACCGGACGGCCGUUAUGGACCUGGAGGCGCCGGUGGCGAUCCCCGGCUUCACGGUCACCAUCGGCAACCAGGACAGGGCCCUACCGGACCCGUGGGACAGCUGGGAUUCACUCGUCGACAGCGUCGAGAACGGCAAGUACUUCAAGAAGCCGCUGGACCUCCCAACCCGGGAGGUGCGAGCCACGCGCAAUAAUGACCCGAUCCAUACCCCUGACGACCUGUGGAAGAAGCAGAAGAUGAACACCAACACGGCCCCGAACCUGGCCAUCGUCAACCAGCCGCGGACGCAGGCCAAUGCCGUGCGCUGGGGCGACGUGCGGGACUGGUGGGCGGCGUGGUGGGGAGGCAAGCAGGGCGGCGUAAACAAGGGCAUCUGGACGGACCUCUACAACGACAUCAGGAAGCUCGGCCGGACGCAGGCCUUCUUCCGGUCCUUCACGGCCGACGCCUACGUCGUGAGCGCAAACUUCCACGAGCACGGCCACCCCAACGUCGAGGUCCUCGUCGGCCUUGCAUGGGCGCUGCGACAAAUGGGCCGCUUCGCGACGCUCUACGUGACGAACCCGGCAAGCUUCAAGAAGGACGAAUUUUUGUCCAUGUGCCGCUUCGUCAACCUCGACACGGACGUGCUGGGGACGAACCUCAUCAUCCGUUACCCGCACACGGAGCACACCAUGAGCCUAACGGCGAACCCGCCCGUCACUCAGGAGUAUCUCAACGAGCGCGGCAUCGACCGUCUCGACGCCGCCAAUGUGCCGAGGGAUGCCGCGGGCAACUUUGUGUCUGGCAUCCACGACUUUGGACGCACGACACGCGUGCUUGAGGAGGUCGGCCAGUGGGGGGACUGGGCCGUCGUCUGCAAGACGCGAGACGACAAGCUGGAGAACGUCUCGGCCUGGGAUGCCAUGCUCCGUUCCACGGCCACCGUCUUCGAGCUGCAGUCCCCAGACACGCAGAAGUUCGUCAAGCUCACCCAGCGGCAGGGCACGCUUAGGUUCAACCCGGACCUGACGGACGACCGCACGCAGCUCCGCGUGCGCGAGUCGUACGAGUACGACCAGGCCGUGGACGACAAGAGGAUGAACGCGCUGUUCCUCUCGCAGACGCCGACGUCGGUCGAGCGCGUCGUCAUCUGGGUCAAGCGCGUCGGCGUGCUCACUGACUCGCUGUACCAGGUUAUGUGGCUCGACGAAAACGACCAACUAAAGGCCUUCUACCUCAACAACGGCCAGCUCGACGUCAACGACUACGACGACGACGAGGAUGCUGGCGCGGAGCCUGCGUCGUUUCGCUUCUCGCCCAUCGAGCCGCAGUUUGCGCAGAUGGUGGCCAUGAAUUUUGCCAACCUGACCCUCUCCGAUACAACCGUCUCUUCCGCGGGCACCAUUGUCGACCUCGACGGCCUGGAUGACGAUGAUGAUAACGACGACGACGGUAAUGGCGGUGGUAUCGGCGGUAUUGCCAGUGGUGCUCAGGGCACUGUUGCCCGCCAGGCUGAGAGUGGCAACAUGCUCUACAGCAACAUGGCCGUGUCCAACAUGGCGGCAUCUUCAUCCGCAGCGGCGGCUACAAACACGGACGUAGCCCCCCGGAGCACCUUUGACGACUUCUUCGCGGCCGCGCGGCUUAAGAAGGAGGACAUGGUGACCACGCGGGACAUCCUCAAGGGCAUGGUCAGCGGCAACGACCUCGGCAGACUUAAGUUCGCCUCGGCCGGUGUUGAGAAGGCUGUCCUUGACUACACCGUCGACUACGAUGACCUUAAGAACACCUGGAUACAGUACACCGAUGACCAGCUCGCCAUCACGACUGACUCGGCCAAGCUGCAGCUCAAGCUGCCCGAGGGCGCCGCGCUGAGUCUCUCCGGCGGCGAGCCGGCGCCCGUCGUGGACGCAUCCGUCGUGCUCGAGGCCCGCGUGGACCAGACACUGCGCGUGGGCAUGGUCGUCACGACGCAGGAGUCGAGCGAGGACCUCGACUCUACCAACCGGCUCGUCAUGUACAAGGUGCUGCACAACGCCACGGGGCCGGAGCUGCUCGCGCGCGCACUCACGGCCAUGGGCUGGUCCGAGGCGGACCUCACGCAGGCCACCAUGGUGCAGACCCUCGGCGCCGUGCUGGGGAGCCACGAGACGGCCAUCGAGAUGGUGUACGACAGGAUCCCGACGAGACUGGUGAUGCUCAGGGGGCUGGUCGAUCUCAAGCCGGACUGGUACCUGUCGCCCGGUAAGGCAGAGUAUACGCCCACGGGGCAGGUGUACAUCCGCAACACGCGCAUCAUCUGCGACCUCAACAGCGUGGCCGAUAAGGCACUCUUCGACGAGGGGCUCACGCUGAGCGGGUUCCAGAUCAAGAUUAAGACGCUCACUAUUGAAGUGGCAGACGCGAGGAUGUCCACAGAGCGGGUCACCCUCCUCGCUGACGUCUCCUUCUGCUUCCCGGCUCUCGACGCCGUCGCCGUAGACCUCCAGAUGGCCAUCAGCCUCUCCUCCACCUCGCACACCAAGGAAGCCUGCUUUCUCCUUAGCGAGGGCUCCUCCCUAGACAAGCUUCUCGGCGCCCUCGGCAAGAAUGAAGGCAUCGCGGCCCUCGACGGCGUCAAGCUGCCCUCAUUCAGCACGACUGAGGACGACGACGACACGCCCGCGCACGCCGUUGACAGCCUGAACCUCGCGCCGGGCUCUAUAGGCUUCGUCCUCAGCCAGUACGGCCGCCUUGAGACUGACGUCGUCCUCGACCGUAUCUUCUUCACCGCCGAGCUCGAGAGCUGGAUCGACGUCCUACCGCUCGGCUUCAAGCCCACGACGUUCCAGGACCCGCAGAUCAGCGUCAACAUCGCGAGCCCCUUUGAUCAGGACCAACGGCGCGUGCGUGUGGACGUCGACUUUGGGCUCGAGCUGACAUCGAGCAAAGACAGCAAGAGGUACACCGUAGGCACGAGGCUGUCUGCUAUCCCGCUCGUGCGCAAGGGCGACUACGAGUACCGCCUGGACCUCUGGCUUGGCGGCUCGCGGGGCCUGUCACUCGCCGAGAUUGCGGACACUGUCGGCCUGGGAGACAUCACCAAGUCUAUAGGCGAGUCUGUGCCCUUUAUCGACUCGGCCCUGAGCGGCGUCUACGUGAAGCACGUCUCGGGCGGCCUCGUCCACGAGGAGGGCAAGUGGCGCUUCGGCGACUGGAGCGCAGGCGUCUGGCUUCCCAAGUUCGAGCUCGUCCCCGGCGCCGUCUCCCUAGUCGAUGUCGAGAUCCUUAUCACCAACUACGACGAGAUCCAGGUUGAGGCCUACGGCGCCGUCUACCUGCCGAGCCCGCUAACGACCAUCUACGUCGACGUCAAGACGCCUACCGUCACGAGCCAGGGCGAGCUCUGGCUCACCGUCGACGAGACACGCGCCGGCGCCGUGACGCUGCAGAACAUCCUCACCGGCCUGCAUCUCGGCACAUAUGACGACCUCCCCAUCGUCGGGCAGGUCCUCCUCACGGAGCUCCAGUCACUCUACGCCGUCACGAGCCCCAGCGUCGCUGGCAAACCCCUAACGCUCGACGCGUUCUUCGUCAAGCUGUACCACCCCAAGAUUACUGUCGGCGGGCUCGAGUUCAAUGGCGUCGAGUUUAUGUUCGACGUGCGCUGGGUCGUCGGCGAGGACGGCAAGAGGGUCGGCCAGAAGCAGAUCAGCCUGAGCGCGUACAUGCUCGGGGACGGGGACCUGCAGGCGAGUAUCGUAUACGACAGCGUCAAGAACACGCUCGUCGCAGCUCUGCUGCCGGUGAGGCCCGUGACCAUCGGCCAGAUGCUAAGCGCCUGUCUGCCCGCGGCGUUUCCCGGUCUAAGCAUAAUCAAGCCAGUCGUAGACACGCUGCAACUCAAGGGCUCGUCCAUUGGCUUCAAGACGAAGGACGGCCUGGACAUCAUGCACUUUGACUUUCACAUCGCUGACGAGUCCGUCGUCGAGGUCCAACGUAUUGUCCUCAGGGAGGUCAUGGUUGUCUAUGACGCCGAGGGAAGCCCGGCUCUGACUGACGGUCAGGAUGGCAGUGGCAGUGACGGUGACAGUUCGGACGUGGUCAAGAGCAGACUCGACAUCGUGGCCGUCCUCGCCAAAGAGUCGGCCGGCGCCGUCGCCCUCAAGACAAAGAUUAUCAUCCGCUCCGUCACGACCACCGAUGACAAGACGCUCUCCUUUGGCAUCUACCCCGUCGAGGCCAACUCGCUCACCCUCGGCGGGCUCCUGAGCCUCUUCAACUGGACCGAUGCCGACGUCGACUUUGUCCGCCCGGAAAAGUUCCCCCGCGCCUUCAACGUGGUCAUCGACGCCGUGGAGGGCGAGCUUACACACCCCGAGACGACGGAGCCCGAGACCAAGAAGAGCCUGGCAUUAAAGACCUUCCACGUCGCGGCGCAUACGCAAGGGAGCAUCGACCUCGUCACGAGCCCGGAUAUUGAUAUCCUCGACGUUGUCUUAGACCUCACCUACUCUGCUGAUGCUGCCGACGAGGCUACCAAAAAGACCGGCCUCAGCGCCGUCCUCUACGGUAAGUUUAAGAUUGGUGAUAUUCUGCUUGAGCUCGCCUACCUCCGCCAGACGAUCGGCAAGGACAAGACCGAGGACGUCUUCUACGCCCAGGCCGGCCUCGCCGACGUCCUCUCCAAGCCGUACAACAAGGCCGUCAAGGACUCCAAGCCCGACGACGUCAACAUGGACGUCCUUGCCGACUCGUCCUCCUUUGGCAAGGAGCUCCUCAACCUUCCCCCCGACCUCAAGCUCUCCAAGACCAUGGUCAAGCCCAACACGCUCGGCGCGCGCAUCCGCCUCCAGCCGACGACCAAGAUCGAGGUCUGGGCCUCGGGCGACGAGCUCUGGCACGGCGACGUCUGCGGUGUCGACGUGGACCUGCAGAAGAUCGGCGCGCUCUUCAAGUACACCGAGGGCGCGUUCCAGGCAGGCCAGCAGACGCGCUUCGAUUCGGUGUACGAGGCGUACCUGCGCGGCCACUUCGCCUUCAAGGGCUACUCGGCCGACGCGGAGCUUUCCAUCGGGCCCAAGGGCAACGCGCGCGUCACGGCGCUCCUGCGCAAAGACGGCAGCGGCGUUGGGGACAUUGCCGUUUUCGAGCAGGUGACGGACGACGUGGCCGCCGCCGAGGGCACGUGGAAGAAGUCGGUGCCGGACUUCCAGGAGUCGCUGAGCUUUACGGAGGAGUCGCAGCUCUUCUUCUCUGCCGACUUUAAUACCAGGCAGAUCCUCUUCACGGCCGUGAUCCAAGACUACGGCGGCGCCCUGCUGCUCGGCAAGGAGAUCGUCACGGAUGCCACGGCUGACCCGCCAAAGAAGGAGCGCAAGUACAUCUUCUUCCUCGAGGCGACGGACCUCGGCCGUCUCUGGUCCGAGACUAAGGAGGAGGCGGCCGACCAGUUCAAUAUCUCGCGCCUCUCCGUGCAGGUCAUUGGCUACGAUACGACGCUCAAGGAGCUCAGGGAGGACGUCUCGGGUGUUAUCAAGUCCGAGGAGGAACUGGACGAGCCCGACGAUGACCGGCUAGACCCCCUGAAGGCGGCGCCAGCGAGGACGGCCCUUAAACUCUUCGAGGGCGUCGAUGAGAACACGGAGAUGAAGCAGGGAACGUGGUUCGUUGCCGAUAUUGACAUCAGACAGUCUGAUAAGCGAGAAAUGACGAGUGUCAUUGCCCUCGACGCCUCGAACGCUGUCACAGACGUCGAUAAGGCUCCCACCAUCAGACUCUACGCGCAUGUCGUGCCCGCGGCCUUGCAAGCGGACGACCACCAAACAACGUAUGGCAUUAACAUCCGCAACCUACAGAUCUUCGACGGUGUCGUCACCAUCAACGGCGCGGGCGUGUACCUCCCGGCCAAGAAGGAGCUCCUCCUCGACGCCGACCUCAAGCUCCUCCUCUCGGACAAGGAGCCCAAGCAGGAGCUCAACUUCCAGGUCGAGCUCGCCAUGACCGAGACGGUCACCUCGUACGCCGUCGCCGCGGGCAAGACCUCCAGCGAGAGCGUGCAGAACCCCUUUGGCGGCAUGUUCAACGUCAGGCUUGAGAAGCUCGGGAUCCGCGGCUCCUCGACGCGCGCUUCCGCCGGUGGCGCCGUGCAGAGGGAGUGCACAAUCUACGGCUCCGUCCUCAUCGGCAGCGACACCUCCCAGGCCCGGAUCCUCGGUCUCAUCCACUUCGAGCAGGGCAAGCCCGUCGUCGGCGUUGUCGAGUUCACCCGCAAGGUCCUCGACGCACUCCCCACAGGUGAUGAGCUCGUGGCGACAGAGAAGCAGUCGGGCAACGUCAAGAUGACGGAGAUCUACGGGGACCUCAUCACGCCGAGCCCCGCGGCGGACGAGCAGCCGGGCUCCUGGCCGGAGGACUGGGACGACUUUGAGAUUGAGGAGGCGUACAUGAGCUACAACCGGACCGACGCGCCCGUCGCCGUCGGGGAUAGGAAGUACCCGCCCGGGUUCUACCUGUACGGUCUCUUCAGGGUGUUUGAGCGGCCCAUCUCCGUCUUGAUGCAGAUCAUGCCUAAGCGCAAGGGUCUCGUCCUCAGCGGCUCGUACACGGACGAGCUCGACCUCAGCCUCAUCAAGCUAACCUCGUACCCAGAUAAGAACAUUAACGGUCUGACACUCAGCCUCGACACCACGGAUGGAACCAAGUACAGCGUCGAGAGCGGCAUCCAGCUCCUCGAAUUCAAUAAGAUCUACUUUAAGCUCGACUAUAAGUCGGCUGCCUCUAAGACGGACCGUAAGCUUGAGGGCACGGCCGAGUACGACGGCACCAUCCUUAGCUACCCGAACCCGACUAUCAACUUCUGGUACGCCGACGGCCGCUGGGGCUUCACCGGCUGGAAGAUCCGACGCACGGCCUACUGGGACUCUGGCAAGAUGGACGCCGCGCCGCCCAGUAUUGGCGACCAGCUCGACAACGUCGCGCUCGACAUUGACAAGGCCAUCCGCAAGGCCAGCGAGAGCGACGGGAAGUGCGGUGCCCUCGUCGACUUCGCCAUCAACGAGCUUGUCACGAUGCAGUUCGAGUUCACGCUCGGCAUGCCGGCCAUGCGGCAGAAGGACAUGGACGAGCGCAAGGAGAACGCGGAGCAACCGGGCACCAAGGGCUUCCGCUUCACCGUUGACUGGCUCUACUCAAUUAAGAUCAAGGGGACGGAUAUCGGUACCAACAUCGAGCUCACGCAGUUUGAGUUUGUGCUCCCCUUUGACGGGUUCGAGCCCACGUCCACCGGCCUCCUCAAGUACCUCUGGGAGAAGGUGCUCAGCGAGGAGAACCUCGAGGAGAUUGGCCGCAAGAUGCUCGAACCCAAGACGCUCGGCAAGCUCGUUGGCGUCCUCGCCAUCGACGAGCUGGCGCCUGAGAUUGUCAAGAAGCUCAUCUGCCGCGAACCCGAGGGCGACGACACCAAGAAGCUCAGGGACAGGGGCAAGAAGGACCACGAGGAGGAGACCGACAAGAAGAAGGACGACGCCAAGAAGGGUGGUGAUGAUAUGGACGACGUUAAGGAUAACGCUGAUGGUGAAAACGACGGUGGUGGAGAUGGAGGUGGAGGUGGAGGAGGCGGCGGUGGCGGAGGAGGAGGAGGAGGAGGAGGAGGCGGAGGAGGAGGCGGAGGCGGAGGAGGCGGCGGCGAUUUCCCAUCGAUUCCAAUCCCUCCCGUCCCGGUCCCUCCUUUCCCUCCUCCCAUCACUAUCCCUGUUCCUCCCCUGCCGCCCCUCCCCAUCCCUCCCAUUCCUCCCAUCCCGAUCCCGCCCAUCCCCGGCAUGCCACUCCCCGACCCUCCUAAGCCGCUCCCCUUCCCCGUCCCGGAGAACCCGCCACCGGACACCACGCCGCCCGACGGCCUGCCGGACGACGAGUGGCCGAAGCCGGACGAGGAUCACCCGCUUGGCCCGCCGUACUACACGGCCGGCCUCCUCGUCCUCAUCAAGAUGUACGUCCAGGCCGCGACCGAGAUCAACGGCAUCAAGCCCGACGACCUCGACAGCGGCCUCGGCGCCGUCCUUAAGAAGUGGAAGCAGUGGGAAGACCUCGACGCGGAAAUUGUCACGCGCUACAACGACGUCCUCUCCAUCAUCGCGGAGGCCGUGGCCAAGGGCAGGUCGGCCAAGAAGGCCAUCGAGGACCGCAUGAACCUCCAAAAUGACUACGACCUCUUGGCCAAGUUCAAGGCCCCCGACGAGGCGUCCAUCACUGUAGACGUAGCCAAUGCCCUGCCGCUGCCCAAGUGGGUGCAUCCGGAGGACUACCAGGGCGUGCAGUGGCAGGUGUACAUGAGCACCGAGGACAAGACGCCCACACCGGACACGGACCUCUCGGGCGGCUACCUCUUCCCAGGUCCCGCGCGGAUCCUCGAGUGCCCUUCCGAGGCGUUCCGGUAUGUUGAGACGGCGUACAUUUGGGUCCGCAUGCGGUGCGUGUACAAGGGCUUCGAGUUCCUGUCCACCGACUGGAAGCCCACGACUGCCCUGCACAAGCCGUGGCUGAAGCCGCCCACUGGAGUCCAGCUCUUCGCGGAUGCCAAUGCCAGGGUUGUCGUCGAGCUCCCGCCCGUGCAGGAGCCCGCCAGCGACUGGGACCUGUCACUCGUGACAAAGGAUGGUAAGGACGUUUUGUACGACGCCCCGGCGGCCGUCUCGAUACCCCACGACGGGCCGGGCAAGUUUGUCAUCGACGUGAUGGACCUGGGGCUCGACCGGGCCUUCAGCAAGCCCGUCGUGGCUCGCGUGAAGCAGCGACCCUGGUCGACGGACCUGCAUCACGAGAGUCUGACGGCCGACUCGGUCCAGGAGCUGCCCGUCCUCACGGCGCCCACCAACCUGGUCGCCUCGAUGCUUCACAAGGACAUCGUCCUCGUCUGGGACGCCGGCGUCGGCCUCACCGCGACGGACUACACCGUCAAGCUGCUCCGCAAGGAGACGGGCCGUCCGGUCAACUACAGGGUCACGUCUGACAUGACGCUCAAGGAGGGCAAGAUCAACACCAUGAUGGCCCUCACCGAGCUCGAGGAGGGCCAGCAGAUCGAGGCCCUCGUCAGCGCCAAGUCCGCCGGUGCCCUCUGCCUCUGGUCCAGGACAGCGAUCACGGUCGACUUCCCACUGGAGGUGUACAUCGACUCCAGCUCCAGCUUCGACCUUGCCUCGGGCAUCGUCAGUCUGAGCGUCCGCGCCAGCAUGCCCCUGACUCAGUCCUCCACCUUCCAGCUCCGCAAGACCCGCCUCGGCGCCGACGGCUCCUCCACCACGGAGCCUAUCGCGCCGCGCUCCGUCAACAUGGACCACGCCGUCCUGCGCUUCGAGCUUGCGCCUGCAGACUACGGCAGUACCCUCCGCGUCCUGGUCAACGCCGCCGGAGCCGACAGUGACGAUCCGCGAACCCAGGCCGAGUCGGACGACUACGACCUGCCGGACCACACCCUCGUCGCGGACGUGUGGGCCUGGAGCCUCGGGGACGUCAAGGCGGAGAUCACGGCCGUCGAGGGAGUCGGCGCGGCGCUCGAGGUGACGUGGACAGGGUCGCACCCGCAGGUGCAGGUGCAGGCCACGGUGCUGUGCGAGACGGUGCCGUUCCAGGCCGUGGCGGGGGCGGAGAUGAGCGAGGCGGGCCGGUGCGAGAUUGAGAUUGAACCGGCUCAGCUGCCGCCUUCGGGGACAGAGAUGGUCGUCUACCUGCGUGGCAGGAUCCCAUCGUCGGGAACGUUGCUGGAGGUUGCUGCGAACUGCCAGAAGAUUGAGCAUGUCAAGGUUCCCUAG